UAAAAUGUUUAUUGCCAAAAGGUUAGACAAAAUUUUAUACAUUACACCUAACUUUUUUAUUCGUUUAUCGAUUUAUAAACAUUAACAGUUUGUGAGUGGUUUUCUGUUUUUGAUAAAAAUGUUAAAACGAAACUAUAUAAUACAAAAUACGCAUAAUAAAUUAAUUGACAAUCAAUUAAGAUAAAUAAAGAAAUGUAAAAUAUCUGAUAUCGCGAAAUUAUGCGUGUUACUUUGAUACUGUUAAUCAUCGCAGACAUAUCGGUAGCUGGAAGAUUAUCCUUGUCAAAUCUUCGAAAAUCAUAUUUUUACAAGACUCGUUAUCCUCGUAACAUGCCGCGUCCUCGGGUGCUCCACGGCCAGUCGGCUGCCAAGGAUGAAUAUCCUUAUGUGGUCUCACUUAUAAUUGAAGAACCAGACAAAGUCAAAUAUAGGUCAUGCACAGGAUCACUAAUUACAGAUAAAUGGAUUCUUACGGCGGGACACUGUAUUGUACCCGAUUUGAAAUUUGUAAAAUGUGGUAAUAUGAGCAUAUCUUGGCAGAAAACGGAAUGUAAAUCGGAAAUUUUAGAAAAGAUAUCACAUCCGUCAUAUUUCCAGACCGGUUUUCUUACUAUCGCAGAUAUUGGUUUAGUACGAAUUAAUGAAGUUAUGAAGGGCAGAGCAGGAAGACUGCACGCAGCCGACGGAAAAACACUUUUAGGUCGUGCGGUGCGCUUCGCUGGCUUCGGAAUGACAUACUACUCAUACGAUUUUGGCCCUAAACCAUUCGAAGACUUAGAAGCCGAAGACGAAACAAGAGAAAUACAGACAGGAGACGGCGUAAUAUUUGACGUUAAUGAUUUUCUAGUGAUCGCUCCGAAAUGUAUUAACAUACGCCAUGGACCCUAUUUUGGCGAUUCUGGUGGACCAUUAUUUGUGGAUGGCAAGAUUGCGGGCGUGUUGUCAACAGGACUCCAUGAUCACAGAGAUUCUAAGACAUUAGUGAAUCGCAAACACCCGGAACAUAAUUUUUAUACACCUAUCAGCGUUUAUCUAGAUUGGAUAAGGCUGACCAUUAACAAUACCUAAUAAUUUUAAGUAAACAUAUAAUUUAUUACUGCAAUAUUGUCACUUAACGAACCCAGAAGCCAUUUCUUGUUUGAAGAUUCGUGAUCACUGGUUUCAUAAAAUAUUACAUUGAUAUUAUUAACGUAUGCAGAGAAUCUAAAAGAUAAUUUUCUAAAAAAAUAUAUUGAAAACGGAUAUCAAUCAUCCUGCUUUUAAAUAUUUUAUUUGCAAAUGUUUGUCUGUCUUAUUAUUUAAUUCAUAAAAUAGCCCUAUGGCUAAAAAAGAAUUUGCUCCGUUACAGCCACAUCAACAAGGUUUUGGUACACCGUUUAGUUUGGAAGUUACAUUUUCCAUUACUAGAGCAUUUUUUAUCGAGGAUGGCUACUAAUGAAAUUGUCAUUAUGUCAAAAACGCGUUGAAAGAGUUCAUCAUCAAAAAUACGAACUGCCCGAAAGCCAAAAACCAGGACCGAUUUGACCACUGCAUUUUUAUAUUUAAAAUUUAUCAUGAAUCGUAAAAAUUGGAGCACUAGAAAUUUUGUCCCAACCAAAUGGAAAAUUGAAAAAAAGGCAAUAAAUUUUAAAUAAUAAAAAUAUACUACUUUAUUUUUUUAUUGA
Molecule: messenger RNA, 1664 nt
Organism: Plodia interpunctella (Indianmeal moth)
Lineage: Eukaryota; Metazoa; Arthropoda; Insecta; Lepidoptera; Pyralidae
Product: chymotrypsin-1-like
Exons: 1
Coding region: 220-1068 (282 amino acids)
Biological process (GO): proteolysis
Molecular function (GO): serine-type endopeptidase activity
Source: RefSeq, a predicted model, not a curated record